GGCCCCCGGUGCUGAAACAAAAUGGCUGGUGACGGUGGAGGCAGGGACCCGGCGUGAGCGGAGAGCCGAGCCCAGGGAGCUCGGGAGCCAGGGAGCCAGCGAGCAGGGAGAACCAGCGAACAGGCCGGGUAGGGCUGGGCUGGGAUGCCACAGCCCCGCGGGAGGGCGUCGGCGCAUAGGCAGCCUCCCUGCUGAGCUCCGGGUCCCCCCCACCUCCGCCCCCAGCCCCGGGCCCGGCCCCCAGGACCAUGUCUCUGCUCUGCGUUGGAGUUAAAAAAGCCAAGUUUGAUGGUGCUCAAGAAAAAUUCAAUACCUACGUGACCCUGAAGGUGCAGAAUGUUAAGAGCACCACCAUCGCGGUGCGGGGGAACCUGCCAUGCUGGGAGCAGGAUUUCAUGUUUGAAAUUAAUCGCCUGGACCUUGGCCUGACAGUAGAAGUUUGGAAUAAAGGGCUCAUCUGGGACACCAUGGUGGGCACAGUAUGGAUCCCCCUCCGGACUAUUCGCCAGUCUAACGAGGAGGGCCCCGGUGAAUGGCUCACCCUGGACUCUCAAGUUAUCAUGACAGACAAUGAGAUCUGUGGUACAAAGGACCCCACCUUCCAUCGAAUUCUCCUGGACACCCGCUUUGAACUGCCUUUGGACAUCCCUGAGGAAGAGGCUCGGUAUUGGGCAAAGAAGCUGGAGCAACUGAAUGCUAUGAGGGACCAAGAUGAUUAUUCAUUCCAAGAAGAACAGGACAAGCCUCUUCCGGUCCCCAGCUCCCAGUGUUGCAACUGGAGUUAUUUUGGCUGGGGGGAGCAGCAGAAUGAAGACCCAGACAGCGCCGUGGAUGACCGGGACAGCGAUUACCGUAGCGAGACCAGUAACAGCAUCCCACCGCCCUACUACACCACGUCCCAGCCAAAUGCCUCUGUCCACCAGUAUUCAGUCCGACCUCCUCCACUGGGCUCCCGAGAUUCCCGGGAUUCUUACAGUGAUUCUAUGAGGAGCUAUGAAGACUACUCAGAAGCACCUCCAGUCAGACGCUUCAGUAGCGUCGAUCCAACCACUCGGGGCCACAGCGACUCGGAGGCUGGCUGGGGCCGGCCAACCCGCCACCAUUAUUCCCUUGAGAACAGGCCAUCCUUAGACCUGUCAGAUAGCCCAACCGGUAGCAGCCACUACGCCUCCUCAGGGGAACUGAGCCAGGGCAGCUCCCAACUGAGUGAGGACUUUGAUCCAGAUGACCAGAGCUUGCAGGGCUCCGAAAUAGAGGAAGAGAGGGACCGAGACUCUUAUCACUCCUGCCAUAGCUCGGUGAGCUACCAUAAAGACUCCCCCCAUUGGGAUCAGAAUGAGGAGGAGGAAGAGGAAGAAGAGGACUUGGAAGAGGACUUGGAAGAGGAAGACCUGGAAGAAGACUUGGAGGAAGACCUGGAGGAUGAAGAGAUGAGGCAGGGAGGCUACAGUGAGAAUGAGGAAGAAUACUCCAAGGAGGACAGCUACCUACCAGCUGUACCCACCUCCUCAGAAAGGGAGGAAAAGGUCUCUCCAGUGUCUGCCGAAGGCCCUGAAGUGACCAAGAUGCCUCCAGAGCCAGCAGGAGCUGAGGAGGUGCCAGGGGGAGAGCGGGUACCUGAGUCAGAACCUCCGAAGCUGGAAGAGAGUUACAGGGCUCGGGAAGAUGAAGAGGGGCAAGACUCCAUGUCCAGAGCCAAGGCCAACUGGCUACGAGUAUUCAACAAAGUCCGAAUGCAGCUCCAGGAGGCUCGAGGAGAAGGAGAGAUGUCUAACUCACUCUGGUUCAAAGGAGGACCUGGCGGUGGUCUCAUCAUCAUAGACAGCAUGCCUGACAUUCGAAAAAGAAAGCCGAUUCCCCUUGUGAGCGACCUGGCGAUGUCCCUGGUCCAGUCCCGGAAGGCUGGGAUCACCUCUGCACUGGCCUCCAGCACCUUAAACAAUGAAGAGCUAAAAAACCAUGUUUACAAGAAGACGCUUCAAGCCUUAAUCUACCCCAUUUCCUGCACAACCCCCCACAACUUCGAGGUGUGGACGGCCACCACACCCACCUACUGCUAUGAGUGUGAGGGGCUUCUGUGGGGCAUUGCUCGGCAGGGCAUGAGAUGCACUGAGUGCGGGGUCAAGUGUCACGAGAAGUGCCAGGACUUACUCAAUGCUGACUGCCUGCAGCGAGCUGCAGAGAAGAGCUCCAAGCAUGGGGCAGAGGACCGCACACAGAAUAUCAUCAUGGUGCUUAAGGACCGCAUGAAGAUCCGGGAGCGGAACAAGCCUGAGAUCUUUGAGCUGAUCCAGGAGAUCUUUGCGGUCUCCAAGACAACACAUACACAGCAGAUGAAGGCUGUGAAACAGAGUGUCCUGGAUGGGACAUCCAAGUGGUCGGCUAAGAUCAGUAUCACUGUGGUCUGUGCCCAGGGCCUUCAGGCAAAGGAUAAAACCGGCUCCAGUGACCCCUAUGUUACUGUCCAGGUCGGCAAGACGAAGAAACGAACUAAAACCAUCUAUGGCAAUCUCAACCCUGUGUGGGAAGAGAACUUCCAUUUUGAGUGCCAUAACUCUUCAGACCGCAUCAAGGUGCGUGUCUGGGAUGAAGAUGAUGACAUCAAGUCUCGAGUGAAACAAAGGUUCAAGCGAGAGUCAGAUGACUUCCUAGGCCAGACCAUCAUUGAAGUCCGAACUCUGAGCGGCGAGAUGGAUGUCUGGUACAACCUAGACAAGCGGACAGACAAGUCAGCCGUGUCUGGAGCCAUCCGAUUACAUAUCAGUGUGGAGAUCAAGGGUGAGGAGAAGGUGGCACCAUACCAUGUCCAGUACACAUGUCUCCAUGAGAACCUGUUCCACUUUGUAACAGAUGUGCAGAACAGUGGUGCAGUCCGGAUCCCAGAUGCAAAGGGUGAUGAUGCCUGGAAGGUCUAUUAUGAUGAGACUGCCCAGGAAAUUGUGGACGAAUUUGCCAUGCGCUAUGGCGUUGAAUCCAUCUACCAAGCCAUGACACACUUUGCCUGCCUCUCCUCUAAGUACAUGUGCCCUGGAGUACCUGCUGUCAUGAGCACCCUGUUAGCCAACAUUAAUGCCUACUACGCCCACACCACAGCCUCAACCAAUGUCUCUGCUUCUGACCGAUUUGCUGCCUCCAACUUUGGGAAAGAGCGCUUUGUGAAACUCCUGGACCAGCUGCACAACUCCCUAAGAAUUGACUUGUCCAUGUACCGGAACAACUUCCCAGCAAGCAGCCCAGAGAGGCUUCAGGAUCUCAAGUCUACUGUGGACCUGCUCACCAGCAUCACCUUCUUCCGGAUGAAGGUCCAGGAGCUACAGAGCCCACCUCGUGCCAGCCAAGUGGUAAAAGACUGUGUGAAGGCCUGCCUCAAUUCCACCUAUGAGUACAUCUUUAACAACUGCCAUGAACUCUAUAGUCGAGAAUACCAGACUGACCCGGCUAAGAAGGGUGAGGUGCCUCCAGAGGAGCAGGGACCCAGCAUCAAGAACCUAGACUUUUGGUCCAAGCUCAUCACACUCAUCGUGUCUAUCAUUGAGGAAGACAAAAACUCCUAUACACCCUGCCUCAACCAGUUUCCCCAAGAACUGAACGUGGGCAAGAUCAGUGCGGAGGUGAUGUGGAACUUGUUUGCUCAGGACAUGAAGUAUGCCAUGGAGGAGCAUGACAAACACCGAUUGUGCAAAAGUGCCGACUACAUGAACUUGCACUUCAAAGUCAAAUGGUUGUACAAUGAGUACGUGACCGAGCUGCCCUCCUUCAAGGACCGUGUGCCUGAGUACCCUGCGUGGUUUGAGCCCUUUGUUAUCCAGUGGCUGGAUGAGAACGAGGAGGUGUCCCGGGACUUCCUCCAUGGAGCUUUGGAGCGUGACAAGAAGGAUGGGUUCCAGCAGACUUCUGAGCACGCCCUAUUCUCCUGCUCCGUGGUGGAUGUCUUCUCCCAGCUCAACCAGAGCUUCGAGAUCAUCAAGAAACUUGAAUGUCCUGACCCCCAGAUUGUAGGCCAUUACAUGCGCCGAUUUGCCAAGACAAUCAGCAACGUCCUGUUGCAGUAUGCUGAGAUCAUCUCCAAGGACUUCACCACCUACUGCUCUAAGGAGAAGGAAAAAGUGCCAUGCAUCCUCAUGAACAAUACACAGCAACUUCGGGUGCAACUGGAGAAGAUGUUUGAGGCCAUGGGUGGGAAGGAGCUGGAUGCUGAAGCCAGUGACAUCCUGAAGGAGCUUCAGGUGAAACUCAAUAAUGUGCUAGAUGAGCUCAGUCGACUCUUUGCCACCAGCUUCCAGCCACACAUAGAAGAGUGUGUCAAGCAGAUGGGGGACAUCCUGAGUCAAGUGAAGGGCACAGGAAAUGUGCCAGCCAGUGCCUGCAGCAGCGUGGCCCAGGAUGCUGAUAAUGUCCUGCAGCCCAUCAUGGACUUGUUGGACAGCAACCUGACCCUCUUUGCCAAAAUUUGUGAGAAGACGGUGCUGAAGCGAGUAUUGAAAGAGCUCUGGAAGCUGGUGAUGAACACAAUGGAAAAGACGAUAGUCCUGCCGCCCCUCACAGACCAGACGAUGAUUGGAACGCUCUUGAGAAAACAUGGCAAGGGAUUAGAGAAGGGCAGGGUGAAACUCCCCAGCCACUCAGACGGGACCCAAAUGAUCUUCAAUGCUGCCAAGGAGCUGGGUCAACUCUCAAAGCUCAAGGACCACAUGGUACGGGAAGAGGCCAAGAGCUUGACCCCCAAGCAGUGUGCUGUGGUAGAGCUGGCUUUAGACACUAUCAAGCAAUACUUCCAUGCGGGGGGUGUGGGGCUCAAGAAGACCUUCUUGGAAAAGAGCCCAGACCUGCAGUCUCUCCGCUAUGCCCUGUCUCUCUACACGCAGGCCACAGACCUGCUCAUCAAAACUUUUGUCCAGACUCAGUCAGCUCAGGGAUCAGGAGUGGAUGACCCUGUCGGUGAGGUUUCUGUCCAUGUGGAGCUCUUCACCCACCCAGGUACUGGGGAACACAAGGUUACAGUGAAAGUUGUGGCUGCCAAUGAUCUCAAGUGGCAGACAUCAGGCAUCUUUCGGCCCUUCAUCGAGGUCAAUAUCAUUGGGCCCCAGCUUAGUGACAAGAAAAGGAAAUUUGCCACCAAGUCCAAGAACAACAGCUGGGCUCCCAAGUACAAUGAGACCUUCCAAUUCACGUUAAGCGCGGACGCCGGCCCCGAGUGCUACGAGCUGCAGGUCUGUGUCAAGGAUUACUGCUUCGCUCGCGAGGACCGCACGGUGGGCCUGGCUGUGCUCCAGCUCAAGGAGCUGCUGCAGCGCGGGAGCUGCGCCUGCUGGCUGCCGCUGGGCCGCCGCAUCCACAUGGACGACACGGGCCUCACAGUGCUGCGCAUCCUCUCCCAGCGCAGCAACGACGAGGUGGCCAAGGAAUUCGUCAAGCUCAAAUCGGACACCCGCUCAGCUGAGGAGGGCGGAGCCGGACCCGGGCCCGGGUCUGGGCAGGGGCCUGGGCCCUAGGGAGCUGGGCUGGGCUGGGCUGACGGGGAGGGUCCCCGGGCCUGGCAGGGUCUGGCUCGGGGAAGCGCUCUCGCUCUCUCUCGCUCGCUCUCUCUCUCUCUCUCUCUCUCUCUCUCUCUCUCUCUCUCUCUCACUC
Phascolarctos cinereus (koala) is the source of this 5628-nucleotide messenger RNA. The record is from RefSeq and is a predicted model, not a curated record. Lineage: Eukaryota; Metazoa; Chordata; Mammalia; Diprotodontia; Phascolarctidae.